Messenger RNA from Fragaria vesca subsp. vesca, 2459 nucleotides. RefSeq names its product protein FAR1-RELATED SEQUENCE 11-like. NCBI's taxonomy places the organism in Eukaryota, Viridiplantae, Streptophyta, Magnoliopsida, Rosales, Rosaceae. Gene Ontology annotation, biological process: regulation of DNA-templated transcription. The transcript has 3 exons. Gene Ontology annotation, molecular function: zinc ion binding. The coding region runs from base 1 to 2214 and encodes 737 amino acids. The record is from RefSeq and is a predicted model, not a curated record.
AUGUCGGAAGGAGCAAGUACUAGGAUGGACGAUUUGUCUCAAGACGAUGCUGGCACGAUAGAGGAAACGGCUGAGGACUCGAUUCUGUCGCGGCAGACUUGUUUGAAUCUUGUUCCUGUUGUUGGCCAGAGAUUUGCUUCUCAAGAUGCUGCUUAUGAAUUCUACUGCGGUUUCGCAAAGCAAUGUGGGUUUUCGAUUAGGCGUCACCGCACUAGGGGCAAGGAUGGUGUUGGCCGGGGAGUGACAAGAAGGGAUUUCACUUGUCAUAGAGGUGGAUACCCGCAGAUGAAGCCGGCUGAGGAUGGGAAGUCGCAGAGGAAUCGCAAGUCAUCACGCUGUGGUUGUCAAGCGUAUAUGCGCAUUGUGAAAAGGGUAGAAUUUGAUGUCCCUGAAUGGCGUGUUACAGGAUUUAGCAAUGUGCAUAACCACGAGCUUUUGAAGUCCAGUGAAGUGAGUCAACUUCAUGCAUACUGUUCUAUGUCUCCAGAUGACAAGAGCCGGAUUUGCAUGUAUGCGAAAGCUGGGAUGUCGGUGCGACAAAUGAUGAGAUUGAUGGAGCUGGAGAAAGGUGUUAAACUAGGUUGUUUAACGUUUACGGAGGUAGACGUGAGAAACCUGCUGCAGUCUUUUAGAAAUGUUAAUAAGGAUAAUGAUGCCAUUGAUCUUAUAGCAAUGUGCAAAAAGAUGAAAGAUGAAAACCCUGAUUUCAAGUAUGACUUCAAAAUAGAUGGUCAUAACAGGCUGGAGCAUAUUGCUUGGUCUUAUGGUUCGUCUAUUCAAUUAUAUGAGAAAUUUGGAGACGCAGUGGUUUUUGACACAACUUAUCGUUUGGACGCAUAUGAUAUGUUGUUAGGCAUUUGGCUUGGAGUGGAUAACCAGGGAAUGAUUUGUUGCUUCGGGUGUGUGCUUCUGCGGGAUGAAAAUGUGCAGUCAUUUUUCUGGGCAUUGAAGACAUUUUGGUGGUUCAUGAAAGGAAAGACUCCACAAACAAUAUUAACUGACCAUAACAUGUGGCUGAAAGAAGCUAUUGCUGUUGUCAUGCCUCAAACUAGACACGCCUUUUGCAUAUGGUACAUUGUUGAAAAGUUCUCGGAGUGGUUUUCUGCACUUAUUGGAUCUCGAUAUAAUGAGUGGAAGGCUGACUUUGAUCAACUCUACAAUCUGCAGUCAGCAGAGGAAUUUGAAGAAAGAUGGAUGGAAAUGGUUGAUAGAUAUGGACUGCAUACAAAUAAGCAUGUAAUCAGCUUAUAUGCUUUACGGUCAUUUUGGGCUUUAGCAUAUAUGAGGGCUUACUUUUUUGCUGGAAUGACAAGUAUAUGUCACUCGGAUUCAAUUAAUGCUUUCAUUCAACGUUUUCUGGGUGUAGUGUCUCAACUAGAUCGUUUUGUAGAGCAUGCAGCAGAUAUUGUUAAUUAUAGUGAUCGGACUGGGGCAAAGCAAAAGUUGCAACAGAAGCUGCAGAGAGUCUGCCUUAAAACAGGUUCACCAAUUGAAUCACAUGCUGCCUCUGUUCUUACUCCUUAUGCGUUUGGAAAACUUCAAGAGGAACUUGUAUUGGCUCCACAAUAUGCAUCUCUUCCGGUAGAUGAAUUUUGUUUCCAGGUCCGGCAUCAUACUCAGGCAGAUGGAGGCUGCAAAGUGAUUUGGGUUCCAAGUCAGGAGCACAUCAGCUGUAGCUGUUGUGAGUUCGAGUUCACAGGCAUCCUCUGUAGGCACGUUCUUCGUGUCUUGUCCAAUAAUAAUUGUUUCCGUAUUCCAAACCAAUAUCUACCCACCCGCUGGUGUGAUGUCAGCUCAUCUUCCACCAACACCUUUCAGAACGCUAAAGACAAGUCUGAGAAGAUCCAACUAUUGGAGUCAAUGGCUUCAACACUUGUUGCUGAAUCAAGUGAAACAGAGGAGCGCCUUCAUGUUGCAUAUGAGCAAAUUGCAGUGGUAUUAUCACGUGUAAAAGACCUUCCGAGUACAACACGUAAAGCAAUUGAAGGAUCCUCUAAUUGCCCACCUGAUUUUUGUCCACCUGAUAUUUGUCCGCCUAAUAUAAUGACUCUACCGGAGGUGGAAGUUGACGAUGGAGUUGUUCGUUUUCCAAUUGGAAACUCUCAUGAUUCUGUUUCUUCAGGGAAGCCUAAAGAGAGAAGACCAAAAGAAGUUGAAAGCAAUAGAAAGCGAACACGGCAGUGUGCUGGCCCUUGCUGUCUGAGUGUCCAGUGAUGGGAGUGAUAUUUUGAGUUGAGAUGUAGUAGAAAACUUGUAGGGUAAAAGAUUGGAAAUAGGCUAGUUGAUGUAGCAAAGGAAAAGCAGCACUUCUUCAAUGUUCAUUUUUGUAGAUAUAUUUUGGUGUUCAUUACCGUUGAUUGACAUCUCUCCUUAUACUGACUUUUCACUCUUCAUUUCGAAUGUAAUUGACGUUUGGAUAUUAAAAUGUGCUCUAGUUUCUGCAAUCAUGGCACCAUUGU